AUGAGAAAACGAGAUGGCGAGGGCCUCUUGCUAAAGCUUGAUUUUGCUAAAGCGUAUGACAACAUUGAUUGGAAAUUCCUACUAAAUAUGCUAACAGAGAUGGGAUUUGGACAGAGAUGGAUUAAAUGGAUUCAGGGCUGCGUGUCUACCGCAACCUUAGCUGUUUUGGUAAAUGGAUCACCUACGGAUUUUUUUGCAAUAGAAAAGGGCUUAAGACAAGGCGACCCGCUUUCCCCUCUUCUAUUUAAUUUAUGCGUGAACGCCCUCUCUUGUAUGCUGAAUCUGCUACUUGCUGAAGAGAAUCCUUGUGGCUUCUCCAUUGUCAAUGGUCUCGCUAUCAACCACCUUCAGUUUGCUAACGAUACCUUAGUCUUUUGUGAAGAUGAUGCUAGUCAAUUGGGAAGAAUUAGUGAUGCUCUGGAAGCUUUUCUCUGGGCGUCGGGCUUGAAAGUUAACUUUUGA
Molecule: messenger RNA, 462 nt
Organism: Lotus japonicus
Lineage: Eukaryota; Viridiplantae; Streptophyta; Magnoliopsida; Fabales; Fabaceae
Product: secreted RxLR effector protein 78-like
Exons: 1
Coding region: 1-462 (153 amino acids)
Source: RefSeq, a predicted model, not a curated record